Messenger RNA from Racocetra persica, 483 nucleotides. The record is from the annotation of a GenBank genome assembly. NCBI's taxonomy places the organism in Eukaryota, Fungi, Glomeromycota, Glomeromycetes, Diversisporales, Gigasporaceae.
AUGUCUAGUGUAUUAUCACAUUUACAUGAUGUAAAUGAGGAAUUCUCACGGCAACUUGAAAAGCUUAAAGCAAUCAAACCAAAUUAUGCAACAGAAUCUAUCGAGACAUCUUUUAAUUGGGAUGAAAUAGCAGCCAGCAUAAAGGAUGUCGAAGGAGAAUGGUAUGCCGUUGCUUUUCGAUCUAUCCGAAGAGUGGACGCAGAUAAUAAAUUAUUGUAUGAAGCUGAUGCUAAAGCUUACAAUGAAGCAAUGCUUCAUGGAGGUUUGCUCAAGUAUUUUAUCGGUGAAUUAAAUCAAUUUCGAGAAUGCCUCUCAAUGUGCAUUUGGACAAAUAGAGAAGAUUCAAUUAAAGCAACUCAAAAUCGUCUUCAUGUUGAUGCAAAGAGAUUGACUAACUCAAUGUAUGAAACCUAUACCUUAGAAAGGUAUAAGUUGAAGAAGACAAAGGGCGAGACCAAGAUUAACAUACAUCAAAUUUUUUGA